AUGCAUACUCGACCUCAAUCUCUUCAAUAUCAAUAUAAACCAACAACUAGUGUUCGUGACAGACCAUUACAUCUGUGUAUCAUCUUAGUUUCGCUUCUAUUCAUUUUUCUUCUUGUGAUCGAAUCAGUAGCAUUUAUUGUGCUUGGUGCAUGGCAUCUAAUUAUUCCACGUCUUCAAACUGUUCUUAGUUUAUCAACAGAUAUCUAUCGUCGUGAAUUAGGCUUUGGUAUUCUUCUCGUUAUUAUUGGAUCAUUUGGUAUUCUAAUAAGUAUUCAUGGGCUUAUUGCUUUCUUUACAUUACGCUUAAUAUUAUUAAGAAUAUUUGAAUGUUGCUUAUGGUUUUUGAUGAUAAUUGGAGCAGCGGUUGGUAUUAUUGGUAUUAUUUUUGCAUCUCAAGUCGAUGGAUUCUUAAGUCAAUCAAAUAAUAAUUCAAGUGUGAAUCAAACUACUUACGCUGAAGAGAAGCUCAUGUUAGGAAUGAAUGGUGGUUUAGCUUUAUUCAUGAGUUUGACCUUGCUUAUUGGUAUCAUAAUAGUACGCUGUCUGAUGGGUGAUGUGAGUUCAUAUUCAAGUGGUCAUUCCUAUAUUGGGACACAAUAA
Rotaria socialis is the source of this 600-nucleotide messenger RNA. The record is from the annotation of a GenBank genome assembly. NCBI's taxonomy places the organism in Eukaryota, Metazoa, Rotifera, Eurotatoria, Philodinida, Philodinidae.